CCCCCACAAGCUUUGAUUUGGCUGCCUAAUGACCUCAGCUCAGAUGUUAGUGUCGAAGGUUUGCCCUCCCUGCAACAACGAGCUGAAAGCAGACAACAUCAUAGAGCAUUACUGCGCCAGCGACUUUGUCCUAAAGAUGAAAAUCAAAGAGGCGAAGAAGGAAAAGAGCGACAGGAAGCUCAUUGCAGCACAAAAGAAGAAGAAGGUUUUGAAGCAGGGCAUGCUCAGGAAGAAGGACUUGAAGAAACUGACGCUGUACAUUAAGAACGGGGCCAACUGUCCGUGCUCUCAGCUCGAGAACCUGGGCUCCAACUUCCUCAUCAUGGGCCGCAAAGUGGACCAGCAGCUGCUGCUCAUGUCCAUUUACAAGUGGGAUAAGAAGAGCAAGGAGCUCAAAUUUGCCGUCAAGUCCAUGAAAACCAAGCAGUGCUCCUACGCAGAUGACUAACAGUGAUGAUCCUUGCUGCACCUUUUUUUAGCAUUCACAAUUCUUCCCACAUCCCACCCUGCUUUAGUCAUUCACCUUUAACACCAAGACUUCUGCUAAAUCUGCUAAUCAUUUAUUCUUUGAAGUACAGCAGGGUUGUACAAGUUUUAAAACAUGGAUCAGGACAUUCUUUUAGCUGCAGCUCCCACAGAUUAAUCACGAUUCGUUGUAUGUUCCAAAUCAAAAAAGCUGAUCAAGCCCAUUACAAUGAACGCCGUCUUCUUUAAUAAUGACGCUUUUCUGUGUUGACAAAGCAGAAUCAGUUAAACUGUAUCUUACAGCAUCUUAAAAAAAACAUACAAUAACAUUAUUAAAUUAAGCAAAAAUUGUGCAAAAGUUUUAGUCAAAUUGAAGGACAAUGGAGGGCAAAACACAUGUAAAAAUGGGGAAGUAAAAUGUUUCCAUGCACACACUGGCACAGAGCCUCUCAAAAAGCAUAAAUGCAAAAAAAAACAACAAAA
Nematolebias whitei (Rio pearlfish) is the source of this 948-nucleotide messenger RNA. It is a transcript of the gene sfrp5, whose product is annotated as secreted frizzled-related protein 5. The transcript has 3 exons. The record is from RefSeq and is a predicted model, not a curated record. Gene Ontology annotation, molecular function: protein binding. Lineage: Eukaryota; Metazoa; Chordata; Actinopteri; Cyprinodontiformes; Rivulidae. The coding region runs from base 29 to 448 and encodes 139 amino acids.